UCAGGACACUCACGUUAAUGGAGGAGAAAUUAUGAUGUUUCUGUUUCUGAUGACGUGUAUUCAUCGCUGCUGCGCUCCUUCGUCUUCAGUGGUGGAAGGAAGGACAGUUUCUCCAAACGUUCAAGAUCAAAGCAGUUGUGAAAGGGAUGGACUGAUGCUUGGACAUGUGUGUACAUGCUUUGAUCAUUGAAAUCUUAAAUGGUUGGAGAGGCUGGUCGGGGGUCUCCAUGGUAGCCCACCAUCCAUUUCACACAAGUGUACAUAUUUUGAUGUUUUGAGACUGAGACGUGCUUUUGAAGUCUAGAUGUUGGAAAGAGAGACAGCUUGAGUUCGCUGUCUGUUCAUCCUUUUAGAAGAUGAAUGAAUGAAUGAAGCUGUGAAUCAGGCAGCACCUUGGGGCAUCAGAAGGCUGGGACCAUCUCUCCAACACUUUAAAAACAUAAAAUCAGGAAUGCUCACAACGUUUGAGCCUGAUAUGAUCACCUUCGAUGGUUGGCGGUUUCUACUCGGUUACUUCUACCGUUGGAGAGGUUCAAAGCAGUGAUCCUUAUGAAUGGCAGUUGGAGUGUAUGUGCGUCUCCCCCUGUUGGCCAUGCUGAGUGUGUGCACCGCGCUGCUACUGGCAGCAAUCACUGCUGUGUGUUCCACAGACUCGGACCCUCACACACAUCGGCACCGUCACGACUCCAACCUGGAAAUCUAUAAGCGUCUGUUUGAGACGAAGAGGAAGGAUCAGCUUAACGCUCUGAAGAACCUGGUGGAGCUUAAUGACGUCAACCAGCAGUACAAGAUCAUUGACAUCAUGCUGAAGGGCCUUUUUAAAGUAUUGGAGGAUUCUAGAGCUGUUCUGAUAGCUGCUAACAUGCAGCCAGACGAUCCUUUCCCACUAGAUGACAAAAUUAAAGAGGCGUAUUCCCAUGUGGUGGAGAACACAGCUUUUUUUGGUGACGUUGCAUUGCGGUUCCCGCGGAUCGUCCAUCAUUAUUAUGACCGUAAUGCAGAGUGGAGUGGGCUGCUGCGCUGGGGGCUGAGGUUCUGUAAUCUAACAGGAGUCUUUACAGAGGGACCUCACCAACACGUCCUCACACUGAUGUCCCAGGAGCUGGGGAUCACAGAGAAGUCUCCUGACUUUAUAAACCCAUACCGCACAGAGAGAGAUGAUGUGCUCCACACCGCAGAGGCCUUCCAGAAACUUCUGCGUGAAGAGCAGAAGAGAAGGAGGAAGGAAGAGAAGAGGAAAGAGAUGCGGAAAGGCCCACGCAUAUCCCGCUCUCGCACUGAACUAUAGCACCACCAUCUGGUCAAUUACUGAGACUGAGUGAGAGAGGGAGCGAGAGAGUGAGGAAGGGAGAAAAACGGGAGAUCACACAGAGAUCUCUCAGCUAAAGCUACAUAAGGGUUUGAUGGUCAUAAACAGGAGAGGUCAGGUAGGGGUCAGCACGAGAGCAAAAGAAUAAAAAUAUGAAAAAGUCAAACGAUGGACUUCCAUCAUAAAGAGAUACAGACACAUGUCUGCUGCUUCAGGAGGUUUCCAAAAAUGGACUUCUGCAUCUGCAGGUUUUCAUUCCAACAUGCAUUCCGCUGCGUCGGCGUGUCUUCACCGUUUUUAUACAAUUUCACUUUAAUGUUAAUGGUGAAAGAAAUAUAAAUAAUAUUAAACAAAUAAUCAAACUUUACUAAAUCUCAGAUAUUAUACAUAUAGAAUGAAAUAAUUUUACGUUGACUGCUGUGUUUUUACAGACAGUCAUGUUUAUUUUGAUGGUUUGAGUUAAUCUGUGUUAUUACUGGUGGUUAGGAUGUGAAAUCUGCGUUUUUGGGGGAGGGCUUACAGUGUGUUUAGACCUUAAAUAAUUAAAUAUUUACAUCUAUAAAUAGGCUCAUUAUGUUGUGAAUCUAAGAAAAUGUGUUUGAAUCUUCCAUGCACUGCUUAUGCACUGUUUGUGCAUUGAUGCUGUGCAGAUAGGGUGUGUGCGCGUGUCUGAAGGCAAGAAUGAUCAUUCUUUGUUUAAUAUGAAGGCUUUAGCUGGUAUAUCUAAUCUGGUAUAAGUAAGUGAUGAACUAUGAAAAUCAAUGAGAAUAAAGAGUUUUUGUUGCAUUCCUUCUAAUGUCCAUUAGGUGACACUAUUGCAUUUUUAUCAAACUCCAGCUGUGACCUAUACUUACAAGUGCUGAAAUCCUACAGUUUAAUUAAAGAAGGAUUACAUCAUUUUUCUAAAUUUAUAAUGUUGCAAUUAAAUCUUUAAGAUGUAAAGAAAGUCAUUGAGUGGUUUAAUGUGAAAUGUUGUGUUCCAGACAAACAGUGGUGAGAGGAAGCAGAUCCUGUUCUACAGUAGUUCCGAGAUAUGGGUGGUAUUUUUAAAAAUACGUUCAUGACAGAUUGUUCAUGAAAAAAUUUAAUAAAUAAAUAUUUCUUGUGGGGUUCCAUUUUA
Pygocentrus nattereri (red-bellied piranha) is the source of this 2429-nucleotide messenger RNA. It is a transcript of the gene ccdc134, whose product is annotated as coiled-coil domain-containing protein 134. NCBI's taxonomy places the organism in Eukaryota, Metazoa, Chordata, Actinopteri, Characiformes, Serrasalmidae. The transcript is spliced from 7 exons. The record is from RefSeq and is a predicted model, not a curated record. The coding region runs from base 554 to 1288 and encodes 244 amino acids.